Messenger RNA from Marasmius oreades (fairy-ring Marasmius), 3339 nucleotides. RefSeq lists its product as uncharacterized. Lineage: Eukaryota; Fungi; Basidiomycota; Agaricomycetes; Agaricales; Marasmiaceae. The record is from RefSeq and is a predicted model, not a curated record. The transcript has 13 exons. Bases 1 to 3339 code for a protein of 1112 amino acids.
AUGUCUAAAGCAAAGGCCAAGGAACGCUGCCAUGAUACUACUGCAUCUGGCCUCAAGAAUACGACCGUUCACCAAUUUUAUACACAGUCUAAGCACCGUACCUACGAACGUUCGCUCGAGCUCAGUGUACCAAAAUCAACAUCGCACCAGAAUAAUGGCGAAAAUCCCGAGUGGGAAGAGUGUAUGGGAAUUAGUUCAGAUAUGAGUUAUGGGGAGACUGUUGAGGACGAGCUACCUGAAGAGGAACCGGGGAAACUGAAGGUCAAACCAAAUGUCAUGGCCAAGCGCUAUCUUGACUCGGAUGCUCCCCUUCUCACCUGGGCUCAGUCAUAUCGUGACAAAUACUUGGACUGGAGUUUAUUGACGGAAGGGAGAGGACGGGACUUUGAUGGUUCAUGUUCCCGAUGUAUGACUCUGCAGCUCCCUUUCGAUGUCUGGAUUGCUUUGGUUUACGGAUGGAGUGUGGGGACUGCAUUGCGAAAAGACAUCAAGACGAACCUCUUCACCGUAUCCAGGAAUGGCGUCAUCCCCCCAAUACCUUUUGCCCGUGUCCUGCAGUCUCUCAUCGAGAUUUUGUUGUCUUGGACUGGACUGGAAUUCAUACCAUCACACUGGACUUCUGUGGCUGCGAGUGAGCAAUACGUAUCGCAACAUCUUCAGCUGAUGGAGCGGGGCUGGUGGCCAGGUUCUUACAAGGAGCCGUGUACGGCUGCCACCUUCAACCUCUUGUGUAACUUCCACAUCAUCAACCUUCAAUGUCAGACCCCUCCCUCAGACUUUGUUAAGGCCCUCGAACAGAUUACUGAUGGUUAUGGUAUUGUCAAGCUACCCGAUCGAGCAGCACAGUUCAUGCUGGUCCUUCGCCAAUUCAGAAACAUCAAGAUGGCUAAACGGGCCGGUCGUGGCCACGAUCCAAGUGGUAUGAGCGGCACAAUGUAUGGGUCAGCAACCAUCCCGUGUCGCGCGUGUCCAGACCCCCAUCGUAACCUCCCCGCUGAUUGGGAAAAGGCUCCUGCAGACGACCGGUUUUUAUAUGCUCUCUUUCUAUCAGAGGACGCCAAUUUCAAACAGAAGGCUCGUUCUCGACCCAACAAUUACCGUGAUCCUGUCCUUGGACCUGGCUGGGGGUGUUUCGUCCCUCACGAUAUCUAUAUGGAGGAAAUUACGAAGCGUACAGACCAAACCGAGAUCAGUAAUUGUGUCGGUUUCCAAUCGAUUGCAACCACAAAUACCAAGAAAUCCAGAGGGCUACGUGCCACUGGUGUUGGUGCAGUCAGUUGUUCUCGGCAUGAGACUUUUCGACCGAACGGUAUGGGAGAUCUGCAGGUUGGCGAACAAUAUAUUAAUAUGGACUUUUUGGCGCUGUAUAACCUCAUUGGUUGUACACUGCUAAUGGUCUAUUUCUCUUACGAUAUUGCAUGUCAAUGGAUGCAACAUUUCCAUCGAAGGAUGCAAGAGUUUCCCGCUUACAUGCAGCUGUCAAGCGGGGUAUCAGUUGUAUCCAAAGUUCCGAAAUUUCACUUACCCGCUCAUGGUUCGGCAUGUCUCGCCAAGUUUGCCUUCAACUACACAGAAGGCGCUGGGAAGACGGAUGGUGAAGGGGUUGAACGAAACUGGUCAUGGCUCAACGAAUGUGCGCGUUCGUUGUCUAUGAUGACAUUGGGAGCUCGAACCGAUACGAUGGAUGACUUCACGAACUUUUGGAAUUGGCGAAAGACUGUCGGCUUAGAAACUUCUCUCCUCAAAAAGGUCGUCAAUGCCAUUCCGGAGGCCGUUAUCAAUGCUCGUGCCUACUCAGCAUUUUCAGAAGCCCUCCAAGACGAUUAUAGGCAGCAUCUGUUGACGUGGCAGACUCAGGUUGUACAAUGGGAGAAUGGACUGUCCCAGUUCUGUCCUUACAACGUUACCGAAUCAGACAUUACAGUGGCCAAAGUCAAGAAAGCUCUUGCAGAGGAGGAACAUCGCCGUGAAAUGGCUGGAGAAAGCACCUCGCUUACGACAGCGAAUCAGGUCAUUAUCGAGGGCCUCGAUAUUGAGGACACCCAACAACACCUCAUUGCCAUCCUUGCACAUACAAAGUUAUCGGAAUACAAGGAAACUUCAAUUCAAGCAAAGCGGACGACUCUUCUUCAUCGCCUUCGAAAAUACUACGCAUCAUUGAUUCAGCACAUGCCGUCUGUUCAACUGUUGAUUGACGCUGAACCUUCCCUGAGCGAGGCCUUACAUCCCGAGCAAGUGAAGCUCUUCCUUCCCAGUACACUUGACCCCUCGCUCCUCUGGCCAAGUACGCAACCUCAACAUGCCUCUCAUCCCAGCGGCCAAACCACCGACACACAACAUGCUGGUGGUUGCUGCUGCACCAGCUGUGGGGUUGACGGAACUAUCAGAUGUGUUAUAUGCCCCUCUGAACUUAUUAGUCUUGAGGAUCGACUGCGGUUCGCCCAAGCACAUGAAGCUUUGAGCCGUCUCCGGGCUCAGCUUCGUGCACGUACCGUUGCCUACAAGAACUCUUCUCGUGUCAUUGCAUCCCAAGGCAUGUACGUCAAGUUGCGGGCGCUGAAGGAUCAAAUUGAGACAAAGGUGAAGGCUUUGACUGUGAUGUAUCGCCGUGCUCGGGCAGCUCUACUAGUUUUGCGGGGCGAGGGAGACUGGAGUCAGAUGUUGAAAGAGCUCAAGGAUGAGGAUGUUCGGGGUAUUAGCGAACGUCUUUUGCGGACUGGAGAGAAGGAAGAACUCAAGAAAGCGCAGGAACUUGUGGGAGUGAGCGCCGAGGACAUCAAUGCUGUUCUGGAUGGCAUCAAUACUGCCACAGUACCCGUGAAUCCCACUCUUUGUCUCGGGCAGAGCUCACAACAUCUUUCCUGGAUUUGGUUCACGCAUCGGAUGGUUGUCGAAGGAGCUACCACCUCUAUUUCGGGGGAACCGGGUUCAAACUUUGACGAACUUCAGGAAAGCCUACGCUCUGAGUGGUGCAAAGCACGUGCUCGUGCCCGUCGAUCCCGAGAGGAACUCAUGUUGGUGGAGGAGGAGAUGCACCGAUCGAUUGAAUUUUGCAAGUUCCAGUCCGAGUGGUGGAAACAGCAGAUCAAUCGGCGUCCGAAUAUCCCCAGCUGGCUUCAGGAGGGACUGACUGCUUACGCAUCAGAGCACUCCGAAGUUGAGCUUGUACGAGAAGUAAGAUGGACAAAUUCGUGGGCAGCGAUAUGUGAGCGAUCCAAAUUGAUUCUCCAGUAUCUAUCGGACCCCAAGUACAACGGGCUUUUCUCCUCCCUUUCACAGCUGGAGGUCAAGAUUGAUAUGAGGGAGGAGGAUGAGGGUGACUAUGUUGACGACGAUUAA